UAGGACGGCCCCGAAACCCCACGCUUGGGCCUAUCACUAGUAUCAGAGAGGUUUGAAUCUUGGAGAUAACACUACCUCAUUUCCCGCUUCAUUUCCCCGGAUUUCUUUCAAUGAUAGAACAUCCAACCGACAGCUAGCUACAUUUUAUGCCAUACUGAAACCGCAUCGUCCCAAACUGUUUGAAAGAUGUCAUUCCUCGGUGGCGCUGAGUGCUCAACGGCGGGAAACCCGUUGACACAAUUCACAAAACACGUACAAGAUGACAAGUCCCUUCAGCGGGAUCGGCUCGUCGGCCGGGGCCCAGGAGGCCUGCAAGAGAGCAUGCGGUCCAGAGGUAUGAUGGGUGGACAAGAUCAGGUAUGAACGAGCUGAACGCUACGCCAUUUCAUUCACUCCUCCCCCGUCUCUAACUAUAGCUCGGCAAUAUACACAGAUGAUGGACGAAUUCGCCCAACAACCAGGCCAAAUUCCCGGUGCCGCCCCACAACCGUUUGCGAUGGAACACUUGAGACGCGAGUUAGACCAAUUCCAGAACACACCGCCUCGGACUGGCUCUCCGGGAUGGGCAGCCGAGUUUGAUCCUGGUGAGCAGGCUCGCAUGGAAGCUGCCUUUGCCGGUCCCAAGGGACCCUUGAUGAAUAAUGGUUCGGGGUUCACGCCAGCAGAGUUUGCCCGUUUUCAACAACAGAGUCGGGCUGGUGUGCCCCAAACGUCUAGCCCCGUUACAUCUGGUCAGUCACCGAUGAUUGGGGGCUAUCAGCGUCCCAUGGGUGGUAUGGGUUAUAUGGGGAUGGGCGGAAUAGGCGGAAUGGGUAUGAUGAAUCCUGCUUAUAAUCCUAUGGGUAUGCAGCAACCGAUGGAGGCGGCUACGCAAGACAAGGGGAAGGGACGAAUGGUCGAGUUAGAUGAUGUGAACUGGGAGGCACAGUUUGCGGAGAUGGAGACGGCGGAUACUCAGAAACUGGACGACGAGGCUAAUGAUGCUAUUGAGGCGGAACUCAACGAUCUUGACAGGAAACUGGCAGAGGAAGAUACCGAAUUUCACGUUACCGACAACUUGCAUAUGGGAGACAUGGGAGAGUGGGAUGGCUUCGAUUCUCUCAACACUCGUUUUCGGGACCCUCAACUUGGUGAUUACAUGUUUGAAGAAGACAACAUGUUCAAGAACGUCACCAAUCCAUUUGAAGAAGGUGUGAAGAUUAUGCGCGAGGGUGGUAACCUUUCCCUGGCCGCACUGGCCUUCGAAGCCGCUGUACAGAAGGAUCCUCAACACGUACAAGCCUGGACCAUGCUGGGAUCUGCUCAAGCUCAGAACGAGAAGGAACUCCCUGCUAUCCGUGCUCUGGAACAGGCUAUGAAGGUCGACCCGAGCAACUUAGAUGCACUUAUGGGACUCGCUGUCUCUUACACAAAUGAAGGUUACGACUCAACGGCCUACCGUACGCUGGAACGUUGGCUGUCAGUGAAAUAUCCGCAGAUCGUUAACCCCAAGGAUCUUUCGGCGGACGCAGAUCUAGGAUUCACAGAUCGCCAGAUUCUCCACGACAGAGUCACAGACUUGUUCAUUCAGGCCGCUCAGCUGUCGCCUUCAGGUGAGCAAAUGGAUCCAGACGUACAGGUCGGCUUGGGUGUUCUCUUCUACUGUGCAGAGGAGUAUGAUAAGGCUGUCGACUGUUUCUCUGCCGCCUUGGCAUCUACUGAAUCGGGAACUGUGAACCAACGGGAACAACUCCAUCUGUUGUGGAACCGUCUGGGAGCCACCCUUGCCAACUCAGGUCGCUCUGAGGAGGCCAUCGAAGCUUACGAGCAGGCGCUGAACAUUAAUGCUAAUUUUGUCCGCGCGCGCUAUAAUCUGGGUGUGUCCUGUAUCAACAUCGGUUGUUACCCAGAAGCUGCUCAGCAUUUGUUGGGUGCGCUAUCCAUGCACCGUGUCGUCGAGCAGGAAGGUCGUGAGCGCGCCCGCGAAAUCAUCGGGGGAGAUGGUGGCGUCGAUGAUGAGCAGCUUGAACGAAUGAUUCAUAUCAGUCAGAACCAGAGCACAAAUUUGUAUGACACCUUGCGACGUGUGUUCAGUCAAAUGGGACGUCGGGAUCUGGCAGACAUGGUUGUGGCUGGUAUGGAUGUGAAUGUCUUCCGGAAGGAAUUUGAAUUUUAAAUGAUGCCAUAUCUGUUUUUUCCUUUGCAUUACGUGUUUCUUUGAUUCUAGGCCGAACCUGGAAUGAUGCGGUGUCUGUACGGUUUGUGCCACUGUUGAUAUGUUGGAUACCAUAUAUGGGUCAAAAUGCAGCGCUUUCGGGUUAUAGAUCUUGUAAAACACAUGGAAGACCGUGGGGAGGGUCCUGAAAUAGACGAAAUGGACGACUGUGUUAUUUUCAUGGGUUACUAAACACUAAUAAAUAUCCAGAAGCAUGAGAUAUGAUUCGGAUUUUUGAGACGUAGACCUGGAGGAGAAUGCACAGGCAUUUCCCGAGAGAGCAGGCAACCAGGAAGCUUAAGAGGAGAGCUUCUCCGCAUUCU
This is a messenger RNA of Aspergillus alliaceus, 2517 nucleotides long. Its product is annotated as tetratricopeptide repeat protein. Gene Ontology annotation, cellular component: peroxisomal membrane; cytosol. The transcript has 2 exons. Gene Ontology annotation, biological process: protein import into peroxisome matrix, docking. NCBI's taxonomy places the organism in Eukaryota, Fungi, Ascomycota, Eurotiomycetes, Eurotiales, Aspergillaceae. Gene Ontology annotation, molecular function: protein binding. The coding region runs from base 434 to 2155 and encodes 573 amino acids. The record is from RefSeq and is a predicted model, not a curated record.